GUUUCACCUUUGUGGGUUGGCAAUUAUGGCAUGAGGCAUGACCACGGGCAUGACCGAAGCAGAAUAAAUAAAAUAACAAAGCAAAUAAUUUUGUCAGCGAGCUUUGCGGUUACGUGGACGCAGUUAUACUUAUCGGCUUAUCUUUCAAUGAAAAUUUGCUGCCGAUAACAAUUGUCGAAAAUUAAACCUACCAAAAUUUUUGAGAUAAAAAUUUUCUGAAGUGCUGGGAACCAUUGAGUAAUUGUAGUCAAAAUUUUGACUUCGUCUUCCAAUAAUGGGGAAGGUCGACGAGAAAAGAAACGUCCCUUCGAUUUUGAGACGAUGUUUGGCAGUGGACGCUUACUUAACCAAUGUUUUUGUCAAAAACAUUGAAAGGUUUUUACCUCUGAGGCAACUCAAAGUUCACUAUCAAGUGCUUGAGUAUUCAUGCCAUGGAAUCAUUUGGUUGGCAGGAUUGUUGGCAUUUAUUUGGAUCCUGAAUAAAAGAGAUCUAUACCAAAUGCAAGUCAACCUUAUGCUAGCUCUUGUAUUGGAUAUCCUUGUGAUUGCUGUUCUCAAAGCAACAACACGAAGACGUCGUCCUAGAGAGAAUACAGACCCUCUUUGUAUGGGUCCAGACAAAUAUUCUUUUCCUUCGGGUCAUGCAUCACGUUCUGCCAUGAUCGUUUAUUUUUUCUUCAAUCUUUGGCCAGUGUCGGUUGUAUUUAUUCCACCGCUGCUCGCCUGGACAACGUCAAUUUGUCUUUCUCGUCUUCUUAUGAGAAGACAUCACCUUCUAGACGUUGCAGCUGGAGUAAUUGUGGGUAUUCUUGAAGGAAUGUUCAUAGGUUUGAUUUACCUUGAGCCAGCAACAUGCGCAAAUCUUAUUUCUUGGCUGAGCGAUGAAAAACUUCCAGGUGCGGAGUAUGAUGUUUGAUAAAUGAUUAUCUGGCUGUUGAGGUUUUGCAUUGAUUUUUUUAGCGUUCCUGAAAAUUGUUUGUUUUCUUAUUUCAUUGAGCAUUUCCACCAAAGGAUAAUUGUGACUUAGCACAACUCGUGUUGAUUUUAUACAAAUUAGGUUUAAUGAGAAUUGUAAUGUGAGACGAAUAAAUACAAUAUUUUGAUGAA
Messenger RNA from Venturia canescens, 1107 nucleotides. Its product is annotated as phospholipid phosphatase 6. The record is from RefSeq and is a predicted model, not a curated record. Bases 275 to 916 code for a protein of 213 amino acids. NCBI's taxonomy places the organism in Eukaryota, Metazoa, Arthropoda, Insecta, Hymenoptera, Ichneumonidae. Gene Ontology annotation, molecular function: sphingosine-1-phosphate phosphatase activity. The transcript has 4 exons.